Molecule: messenger RNA, 1671 nt
Organism: Rhopilema esculentum
Lineage: Eukaryota; Metazoa; Cnidaria; Scyphozoa; Rhizostomeae; Rhizostomatidae
Product: charged multivesicular body protein 1a
Biological process (GO): vacuolar transport
Source: RefSeq, a predicted model, not a curated record
UAUAGCUGCGGAGGAGCCUUUUAAAAUAACAAGUGAUGUAUUUCAUAAUGGCAGGAAAGUGACUCAGAUUAAAUUUCUGUUGAUAUCAGCAAACUGAAAGUGUGUAGAAAAAGAGACUCAUCUUUCCAGGAUGGAGGACACUCUUUUUCAAUUGAAGUUUUCAUCCAAGCAAUUGGAGAGGCUCUCGAAAAGAUGCGAAAAAGACCAGAAGACUCAACAACAAAAAGUUAAAAAGGCAAUCCAGCAAAAGAAUAUUGAAGGAGCAAAGAUUUAUGCAGAGAAUGCAAUUAGAAAGAAAAAUGAAUCUUUGAAUUAUCUUCGAUUUGCAUCAAGAGUAGACGCAGUAGCUUCAAGAAUUCAGUCUGCUUUGGCUAUGAAACAGGUAACAAAAGACAUGUCUGGUGUUGUGAAAGGACUUGAUAAAGCCUUGCAGUCAAUGGAUUUGCAAAAGGUCUCAGCAGUUAUGGAGAAAUUUGAAAAACAGUUUGAAGACUUAGAUGUUCACACGCAGGUUUUGGAAGGCUCAAUGGGUAAUGCUGUUACGCUAACAACACCUCAAGAUCAGGUUGAUCAGCUGAUCUUACAAGUGGCAGAAGAAAAUGGUUUGGAAGUUAUGGACCAACUGGCAGAAGUGAAUCCAGCUAGUGGCUCAUUAGCACAAGGUGCUGCCUCAAAAGUGAAGGGAUCAAAAGAGGAUGACCUAGACAGAAGACUAGCAGCAUUGCGGAACUGAUUAUUUUGGGAAUAAAGUGACUUUCUGUAUGAAUGUACAUGUGCAAUUAACAUUUCUUAUCAUUCACAUUAUUAAGCAUUUUAUAUUCAGGUUACAAUGUUCAAAUUUUGGUGUAUAGCUUUAUUCUUGUAUUAAUUGCAUUUAUUUGUUAAAUACAAAAUGUUUUGCAACACAAAAAUAACCAUGAACCAUAAUUGAUUUUAUAAAAUAACUACCCAAAGACAUGACCAAGUCAUGUAUAAAGAUGUUGUGAGAUGCAAUGCACUGAAAUUUAAAAGCCAACUUCCUUCAUGUAUAUAAAGAAUAAAGAUACUUCCAGUGAAUAAAGAUGCAGUAGUACUGAGAUUCAGUUCAUAUGUUUUAGGUUCUGAUGUUCAGUUCACAUGGUUUCAUAGUCAUGGUCAUGGAUUAUAUUAGACAUAAGAAUAUUAUUUGUAUGCCCCAGAUCUUUUAAAGGUUGAAAUGUGAAAAAGUCCAAUGGGUAAGCCCCACAUCCAGUGACGGAUUUAAGAGGGGGCAACUGGGGGCAGUUGCCUCUUCUUCACUGGGUUGAAGCAAGUCUGGUGCUUCUUUUUGGAAAUUUUGUGCCCCUUUUGAAGAAUGAGAAUCAAUGUGAAAUUUUCUGAGACUUAUUGGUUACUUUACUUCAAGGAUUACCUCAAAGUAUACAACAAUCAUGGUGACAAAUUCUUUAGAAAGUGAAUAGAGAGCCUUCUGUCAGUAGUCAGGGUCUGAAAUUGUUGCAUACAGUGUACACACAUCAGCAAUUUCUGAAAGUUGUCAGUGCCCCCACUACCAACUGCCACUCCUUCAAAUUUUCUCUGGAACCCCCCUGUCCAUAUCAACUGUCUUCUUGCUCCACCUUAAGACUUGCUCUGCUUUGUUAGUUGACCUUUUCCUACAUAUUCCAUAUUCCAUAAAAAGGCAAAAUUAUGCAU